Molecule: messenger RNA, 1557 nt
Organism: Colletotrichum chrysophilum
Lineage: Eukaryota; Fungi; Ascomycota; Sordariomycetes; Glomerellales; Glomerellaceae
Exons: 2
Coding region: 1-1557 (518 amino acids)
Biological process (GO): nucleobase-containing compound metabolic process
Cellular component (GO): nucleus; cytoplasm
Molecular function (GO): 3'-5' exonuclease activity; nucleic acid binding
Source: RefSeq, a predicted model, not a curated record
AUGUAUCCUUCGUCGUACGGCCGGCUUUGGCACCCCGGCCAUGGCAUCAACUUCAAGCCAGCAAGACCGGAAGAAGAAGCGCAUCCGCGAGUCGACAUGCUUCGCUCCUUGCACACGACCUCCGCAAACUCUUCGCAAAGCGCCGCGGCGGAAAGCAAUGAGAGCGAGUACAUUCUCUCCGAAGACAGCAGCGAGUCGAUAACAUCCGGCGACGAUGAUGUACCAUUCUCAACGGCGCCCGAGUUCCAGCCUGAGUCUGAUGCGGCUUCCACUACACUAUCCGACGGCACCAACGACCCCGAAGCCCGCGUUCUGACAGAUUUGAAGUUUCAAAUACCCGAAGAUGCAUUCCUUGAGGCUCAGAACGCGCCUGAUGGCUCGCCGGAGUCCUUUUACACUUAUACGCUCUACCGGGGACCCUCCGACGAGGAGGGGGAGAAGAAGGUCAAGGUGCACUACUGCAAGAGCAAGCAUACGAUGGAGCGAGUUUGCCAGUACUUCUUGGAGGACAAGGUCCUUGGUUUCGACCUUGAGUGGUAUCCUAGGGCGACCAGAAAAUCAGGCCCGAGGCAGAAUGUGUCUCUGAUCCAGCUUGCCAACGAAACUCGGAUCGCCUUGUUUCACGUUGCAUUGUUUCCGGCCCAGGACGACCUCGUAUCGCCAACCUUUAUCAAGAUCAUGGGAGACCCUAGCGUGGCAAAGACAGGCGUGGCUAUUAAAGGAGACUGUACUCGGCUAAAUACGCAUCUGGGAGUCCCUACCAGGGGUAUAUUCGAGCUCAGCCACCUUCACAAGCUCGUGAAGUACUCCAAAGAGGGCCAGUACGACCUCAUCAACAAGAGGCUGGUGCCGCUUGCCGUGCAGGUCAAAGAACAUCUCGGCCUGCCAAUGUUCAAGGGGCAAGACGUCCGUUCGAGCGACUGGUCCAGGAUCCUGAAGCCGGAGCAACUCAUUUAUUCGGCCACAGAUGCGUAUGCUGGCUUCCAGCUCUACCAUGAACUGGAGAGGAAAAGGGCCAGCCUUGAUCCGACGCCCCCGAGGCCACAUUUCGCCGAGCUUGUCCUGCCCAUCCGACUCGCAGAUGGAGCAGCCGUCGCAGCUGACGAUAUCGACGGUGCCGAGAAGAAGACAGACGGGAGCGUCUUCUUCCUGACUGAAGUCGAAGGCGAAUCCAUCGCCGAGAGCAUCCAGAAGGCACCUGCAGUCACUCCCAAGCGGACACAGCAGAAGGAUCCUCGAGUCGCCGCUGCAGAGGAGUGUAUGGCAAGCUAUAAAGCCUCGGCCGGACCGUUCCGCGCCACGGGGCCCGCGGUGCGAUCGUACUUCAUCUGGAGGGACAAUGAGGACCUGGAUCCAGAGGCCAUCGCCAAGAUUCUCCGCGAACCACCGCUACAAACGAUGACGGUGGUGACUUACAUCUUGGAAGCCAUCAAGCUGCAGACGCUGCCGUUCGACAAGAAGCGUUUGCGAGAGGAGUGCUUGUCCAGGCUGUCCACUGACUCUGGCAAGGGAAGAUACAAAUCCUUGGUGCAGGAGGCGAGCGAACCUGAUGCGUAG